This is a messenger RNA of Fibroporia radiculosa, 495 nucleotides long. RefSeq lists its product as uncharacterized. Bases 1 to 495 code for a protein of 164 amino acids. The record is from RefSeq and is a predicted model, not a curated record. The transcript is spliced from 4 exons. NCBI's taxonomy places the organism in Eukaryota, Fungi, Basidiomycota, Agaricomycetes, Polyporales, Fibroporiaceae.
AUGCGUCUCUCUCUCGUCUUUGCUGCUCUCCUACCCCUCGUCGCCCUUGCCAUCCCCACCGCGCACUCCCGCUCCUCCACAUACGAGAAGGACCUCUUAGCCGAUGGCAUCGAUGCCAAUUACGGAAGGCACACCGGUGCAUACACCGAUGAAUCCGCUCCCAAGUACGACCGCCGCGACAAAGGGUACAUCGACGAAUCCGCCCCCAAAUACGACCGCCGCGACGUUGGGUAUACCGAUGAGUCCGCUCCAAAAUACGACCGCCGCGAUGUGGGGUACACCGACGAAUCUGCUCCCAAGUACGACCGCCGUGAUGAAGGGUACACCGACGAGUCCGCUCCCAAGUAUGACCGCCGCGAAGUGGGAUACGCUGACGAGUCUGCUCCCAAGUACGAUCGUCGCAGUGAGCUAACUCUCCCACCUAUUGGCACAACCCGCGCUGAUCGGCCAUAUCAGGCAGGGCGUAGGUCGACACGACCACGAUCAAAUGACUGA